AUGCCCUACACCGAAGCCUUAAUCGCCGAAACGCUCCGAUUUUCCACCAUCACCCCACAAGGCGUGCAACACCGAGCCAUCAAGGACCAAGAGUACAAGGGCUACCUCAUCCCCAAGGACACCGUCAUCACCGCGAACGUCUUCCACAUCCACUUCGACCCGAAAGUCUGGGGAGACCCGGAGACCUUCAGGCCCGACCGAUUUUUAAGUCCGGACGGAAAAACGUUCAAGAAGCACGAAGCCCUCAUCCCCUUUUCAACAGGACGGCGACAGUGCCUCGGCGAAUCCUUGGCGAGAGACAACCUCUUCCUACUCGCGACCAACAUUGCGCAAAGAUUUGAAAUCCUGUUUGACAAGGACGGCCCAGAUAAUGGCUUCGAGUCGAAGUUGUCCUUUAUUUUGACGCCGAAACCUUUCAAUGUCAUUUUUAAGGAUAGAUUGGCCUGA
Folsomia candida is the source of this 447-nucleotide messenger RNA. RefSeq names its product vitamin D 25-hydroxylase. Gene Ontology annotation, biological process: xenobiotic metabolic process. The coding region runs from base 1 to 447 and encodes 148 amino acids. Gene Ontology annotation, cellular component: intracellular membrane-bounded organelle; cytoplasm. NCBI's taxonomy places the organism in Eukaryota, Metazoa, Arthropoda, Collembola, Entomobryomorpha, Isotomidae. The transcript has a single exon. The record is from RefSeq and is a predicted model, not a curated record. Gene Ontology annotation, molecular function: oxidoreductase activity, acting on paired donors, with incorporation or reduction of molecular oxygen, reduced flavin or flavoprotein as one donor, and incorporation of one atom of oxygen; heme binding; iron ion binding.